Ailuropoda melanoleuca (giant panda) is the source of this 6987-nucleotide messenger RNA. RefSeq names its product protein phosphatase 2 regulatory subunit B''alpha (gene PPP2R3A). Gene Ontology annotation, biological process: protein dephosphorylation. The coding region runs from base 1039 to 4500 and encodes 1153 amino acids. Lineage: Eukaryota; Metazoa; Chordata; Mammalia; Carnivora; Ursidae. The transcript is spliced from 15 exons. Gene Ontology annotation, cellular component: protein phosphatase type 2A complex. The record is from RefSeq and is a predicted model, not a curated record. Gene Ontology annotation, molecular function: calcium ion binding; protein phosphatase regulator activity.
GGGGCCAGAGGGGCCGCGCGGCGCUGGGCCGGCGGGCAGAGCCGUGGGAGUUGGGGUUUGGGGCGGCGCGGGCUCCUGUGCACGCCCAGCUCGCUCCCAGGCCGUGGCAGCCCGGGAGGUGUGGAAACCGCCUGCCCCGCGGGCACCCACGGAGCAAGGAAGGCGGGGGACGGCCUUGUCCCUCCCACUUUUGGGGCUCCCAGGCCAGUUCGCCGCCCGCACAGCCCUCGGGAACUUGUUAACAGAAAAGCUUGGCAGAAAAACAAAUGCCAACGUUUUGGAAGAACUGAGAGUCACGUCGUUAGGCGCUGAGGCUUUAUUUUCCUUCCCCGCCCCCUGCCCAGCGUCAGCCCGACUUGGCCAAAGAAGGAUGUGUCACCAGCUCGGGGCCUCGGGCGGAAUCCCCGGCCUGGCUGAAAGCUGGAGUACCUGAAACAAAGAAGAGAAGGUCAAAUCCCAGUGAAGGAAGCAACUUGACCAACUUACUGAGCUGGUCAGUACAAAGCAAAGCUGGGACCAGGAGCUCCUGACCGCCCACCUGGUGCUUUUCCCCUCAGCCACGUUUCCUUUCCUCCACUGGAGUAAAAAUAAAGGUUUCUCAUUCACACAAAAAAAAUGGAUCAUUUAAGUCUUUGGAAGACUCAGUUAUCACAGUACUUCUCUACCACCAACUAAGAUUUAUGAUAGUAAAUUAAUGACAAUAAAUUUCUGCAUCAAAGAACUGCUGAAGAACUAAAGGAGGAUUUUAUAUUAUAAAAAUUCUACAGUAUCAUGAUAUUACUAAAGAAAACUAAAGAUCACAAUUAUUAAAUUAUUAGACUUCCUAAUACAAGCACAAAUGUGCAGUAACUACUGUAUCCUGACAGUUACAAAACCUCAAAUUUAGAUGGUUUUUCUUUGUGGGAAAGGUCAUUAUAUUUGCAAGAAACCACUGAACUUUGUCAUCAAGUAUAUUUUCAGCAGAGAGUAAGUUAGGAGAAUUUACUUGAAAUAAGUUCUAGAAAAUUCCAGUUCACAUCACUAAGUGGAUUCGAUAUUAUGGCAGCAACUUACAGACUUGUGGUCAGUACUGUGAACCACUACAGCAGUGUGGUGAUAGACAGGCGUUUUGAGCAAGCUAUACAUUAUUGCACUGGAACCUGCCACACUUUUACACAUGGAGUUGACUGCAUUGUGGUACAUCAUAGUGUUUGUGCAGACCUCUUGCACAUCCCUGUGUCUCAGUUCAAAGAUGCAGAUCUGGACUCUAUGUUUCUACCCCAUGAAAAUGGGUUUUCCUCAGCUGAGGGUGACUAUCACCAGCAGGCCCUAACAGGCAUACCCAGGGUCAAGAAAGGAUCUACCUUUCAGAACACCUGUAACUUAAAGGACAUUGCAGGAGAAGCAAUCAGUUUUGCCAGCGGGAAAAUAAAAGAAUUUUCCUUUGAAAAGCUCAAAAACUCUAACCAUGCAUCGUAUAAAAAGGGAAGAAAAGUUAAGUCUGACUCAUUUAAUAGGAGGUCAGUUGAUUUUGACUUGCUCUGUGGCCAUUAUAACAAUGAUGGGAACUCCCCAUCCUUUGGUUUACUCCGGAGUGCCUCAGUUGAGGAAAAAUCGUUGUCCCAUAGAAACUCGCUUGAUACAAACCUAACUUCAAUGCUUCUUCACAACUUCUCUGAAGAAGACCUGGUUACUCAGAUUUUGGAAAAACAUAAAAUAGAUAAUUUUUCUUCUGGAACAGACAUAAAGAUGUGCUUGGACAUCUUGCUGAAAUGUUCUGAGGAUUUGAAAAAGUGCACAGAUAUCAUAAAACAAUGCAUAAAGAAAAAGUCAGGGAGUAGCAUCAAUGAAGGAAAUGGCAACGAUGCAAUUUCUAGCUCUGAUACUGUCUAUGUGAAUGUAAUGACCAGGUUAGCAUCCUAUCUGAAAAAGCUACCAUUUGAAUUCAUGCAGCCUGGGAAUAAUGAAGCUAUAGAUUUAACAGAACUGGUCAGUAAUAUGCCCAGUUUACAACUGACUCCCUUUUCCCCAGUAUUUGGCACUGAACAGCCCCCUAAAUAUGAAGAUGUUGUCCAGCUCUCAGCCCCUGACUCUGGACAGUUUCAAACUAUAGCACUGCAAGAUGACAAACACAGUUCUGGGAAAACAGACCCAGUAAAAUCCAUUCCAAACAACUCUACAAAUCCCUUAUAUAACCCUGAGAUAAAUGAUCCCAGAACUCUGAAAGAUGCCCAGCUUCAGUCACAGUCAUUAACCAUGAACUCUUUAGAAAAUGUUUCUUCUGGUGACCUAAUGGAAACCCUUUAUAUUGAAGAAGAAUCAGAUGGAAAGAAAGCAUUAGAUAAAGGACAAAGGAUAGAGAAUGGACCCGGUCAGGAGUUCUUAAAGGUAAAUGAAGAUAAAGCAGAAUUUUCAGACUGUGGUGGUCCUCUUAAAAAAUGUCCUGCCUCAGUGCAAAAUGAAAGUAGUAAGAUAUUUGAGAAACUAGUUGUUAACCUACCUGAGGAAGAUCUUAAGUCAAAAGUUCCUGAAGUUGAAGAGGGAGACCACAGAGAUUUUAUGAAUCCUAGCAGUCAGGAAGAGAUAGAUAAAUUAUUAAUGGAUUUGGAAUCAUUUUCACAGAAAAUGGAGACCUCUCUAAGAGAACCACUUGCCAAAGGUAAAAGCUCUAAUUCUGUAAAUAAUCAUAGUCCGUUGACUGGUCAGCUUCCUAUAGAUCUUGAGCCCAAGUCUAAAGUCUCUUCACCCACCGAAAAAGUCUCCCCUUCUUGUCUAACAAGGAUUAUUGAAACCAAUGGACACAAAAUAGAGGAAGAGGAUCGAGCCCUCUUACUGCGAAUUCUAGAAAGCAUUGAAGACUUCGCUCAAGAACUAGUUGAAUGCAAAUCAGGCAGAGGGAGCCUAUCACAAGAAAAGGAAAUGAUGCAGAUUCUACAGGAAACCUUGACAACCUCCUCCCAGGCCAAUUUAUCAGUCUGUAGAGGUCCUAUUGGUGAUAAAGCCAAAGAUACUACUUCAGUGGUUUUGAUUCAGCAGACUCCAGAGGUGAUCAAGAUUCAAAAUAAACCAGAAAAGAAACCUGGAACACCACUUCCACCUACAGCCACCUUUCCAAGUAGUCCCCGACCUCUCUCCCCUGUUCCUCAUGUGAAUAAUGUUGUGAAUGCACCAUUGUCCGUAAACAUUCCACAGUUCUACUUUCCUGAAGGACUCCCUGAUGCCUGCAGUAACCAUGAACAGACUUUAAGCAAAAUUGAAACUGCUUUCAUGGAUAUUGAAGAUCAGAAAGCAGACAUCUAUGAAAUGGGAAAAAUUGCAAAGCUCUGUGGCUGUCCUCUCUAUUGGAAAGCCCCCAUGUUCAGGGCUGCUGGGGGAGAGAGGACAGGAUUUGUGUCAGCACAGUCAUUCAUUGCCAUGUGGAGAAAGUUGUUGAAAGACCAUCAUGAUGAUGCCUCCAAGUUUAUCUGUCUUCUAGCAAAGCCCAGCUGCAACUCUCUAGAACAGGAGGAUUUUAUCCCUUUACUUCAGGAUGUGGUGGAUACACACCCUGGCCUCACGUUCCUGAAAGAUGCUCCAGAAUUCCACUCCCGCUACAUCACCACGGUUAUUCAGAGAAUAUUCUACACAGUCAACAGAUCUUGGAGUGGAAAAAUAACUUCGACAGAGAUAAGAAAAAGCAACUUUUUGCAAACGCUAGCCCUUUUGGAAGAAGAGGAAGAUAUAAACCAAAUCACAGAUUACUUCUCCUAUGAACAUUUCUAUGUUAUUUAUUGUAAAUUCUGGGAACUAGAUAGUGAUCAUGACCUCUACAUCAGCCAGGCAGAUUUAUCUCGAUACAAUGACCAGGCUUCAUCAAACAGAAUUAUUGAAAGGAUAUUCUCUGGGGCAGUAACAAGGGGAAAAACAGUACAGAAAGAAGGAAGAAUGAGCUAUGCAGACUUUGUUUGGUUUUUGAUCUCUGAGGAAGACAAAAGGAACCCAACCAGCAUUGAGUAUUGGUUCCGCUGCAUGGAUGUGGAUGGGGAUGGUGUACUCUCCAUGUAUGAGCUAGAGUACUUCUACGAGGAGCAGUGUGAACGGAUGGAAGCCAUGGGCAUUGAGCCCUUGCCAUUCCAUGAUUUGCUGUGCCAGAUGCUUGACCUGGUGAAGCCAGCCACUGAUGGCAAAAUAACACUACGAGAUCUGAAGAGAUGCAGAAUGGCACACAUCUUUUAUGACACUUUCUUUAAUCUGGAGAAAUACUUAGACCAUGAACAGAGAGAUCCCUUUGCGGUCCAGAAGGAUGUUGAGAAUGAGGGGCCUGAGCCUUCUGACUGGGACAGGUUUGCAGCUGAGGAAUAUGAGACUCUUGUUGCCGAGGAAUCUGCCCAAGCACAGUUCCAGGAAGGCUCCUUUGAAGAUUAUGAAACAGAGGAACCUGUCUCUCCCUCUGAAAUUGGAAACAAAGGCAAUAAAAGUAAAAUAGUAACCUCAAGCCUUUCAGAGAAAUGUGGAAAGCUUCAGUCAGUGGACGAAGAGUAGCUGCCAAUGUCUACAUGAGAGAUACGUAUUUUAAAUGUCUUUUUCUUGUGGAGAUGCUCCAGUUUGCAUACUGCUUUUUAAAGGCUUUGAUUUCUGCAAGUGUGUAUCUGCACUAGAACUUCAAAACAUUUUUAAGCAAUAGGUCUGGAUACACAUACUCAAUUUGAGGGACUCCUCCGAUUUGCCUCAAACCUCUUACGGAGCUUUUCCUCCAAUACAGUGAUAUACACCACCUUCUAAAGUCUGUGAAUCAGCACUCUUCACCCCUGAAUGUACCAAGGAUCUCUUGGGGACAGUGCCAAGUGCAGUUCUCUGCACAAAAGCAGGAGUUGCCUCUGUUGUCCGGCAUCCUGAGGCCCCUCAGGGCUCCUUUGGAGCCCAGAAGAAACCUUCACUUGCAGAAAACUUGAGUCAAAAACAUUCUGGAACUUAAAAAAGCAGUUAAGAGCCUCCAGAAGUGACUUACCCCUGGUAAUAAAAGCACUGCCAAAACAUCUCAGAGACUUUUUAAAUAUGUGUACUGGAGUACAAAGAUCUUGAACUUACUUGGUUUAAUGUAAUUUCACAAUGACCUGCCAAACUGCUAGUCACUUUACAUCCUCAGGUAUUGUAACCACUGGGCCUUCCAAACCUUGCUGGCAAAUUCUGAAUAAUCUGUCCCCAUCCUGACUGUGGAUCUUAUAUAAAAUAAUGAUGAAAAAACUUCUAAGUACAGAAUUUGACUUAUACUUGAAAAAAAAGUUUCCUUUUAUCUAACAUAUGUGAAGAAUUACUGAAUGACUUAUUAAAUUCCAAAUUAGUUGAUACCCCAUCUGUACUUCCUAUUAGAAGGCCUAUUUGAAGACUUGGUGACAUACGAAAAUUCUUACUAGAUGUAUUCCUUUCAUCGCUGAAUAUUAGACUAAGCCAACAGUAAAGGCCUCAAUCUAAGUAUUAUCCCUUCAUAUUGAAAAUGAACAACUAUUUCAAAUGUUCCAUCACCUCAAUAUUUAUCACAAAAAUGAAAGAAAACAGUGAUGGCACCCAUAAAAGGAAACCUGUUUCAUCUGUACUAUAGUGGUAGAUGUGUUCAUUACAGAAUUCUACAUUUUUUCAGCAAGCCACAGUGCAGCCAAAUCCUACAAUAUCCUUAAAGAUAAAACUGAAAAUAAACUGAAAAAGGAUAGACAUUUCUAAUGUAAGCAAAAGAAACCCCCAAGAAACUUUAACAUCCGUGUCAAAGUCAUCACCUUUUCCCCUGGGUUUUGUGCUUUAACCCCAAGUCCUAAAUGUCAGAAUAGUGUCCCUUGCCACCCUGCUUUGGUUCCCCCUUACCAAUGUGAAAGUCAAAAAACGAAAUAAUCAAACCUUGGGCUAUGGUAGGCAAAAAGUAGAGGUAAGUGCAAUUUAGGAAAUGUACCAUCAACUGGUACAGUAAUAGCAGUUUUUUUUAGUAUCCUCUGUUGCCUGUUAUUUUACUUUCAUGAUCAGAAUUAAUCCUCCAUUUAAUGGUUACAGAAAAUGAUAAAUAUUAAAACUUGGCAUCUAAUAGUUCAACAUACUAAAAGCUUAAAAAUGACUAAAUUCUUAGGAAACAUAUGUAAUAACCUAAACACAUUAGUAAAUUAGGAUUAAAAUUAUUUGUAAUAUGUGAAAUUUACCAUCUAUUCCACCCAUCCUUUACCAGGGAGAGAAAGCAAUUACUUUUUAAAAAUUUCAGAUAAAAUAUUAAAAAGGUAAUACUUUUAGAAGCCAGAUAUGGUUUAAAGGUUUUAUUAUCCAUAAUGAUCUAAACUAUUUCUAAGACUCAUCAGCAAAAAGUUAAAAAUUUUAGUUUUCCAACAUACAUUUGGAUUUUUUUAAUACUAUUUGGCUUUUACCUUUUUACCUUGUGUCUCCUUACUGAAAUCCUCUUGCUUUUACUUUGGUAUUUGGUUUCAAAAGUCUGUAAUUAUUAUAAAAAGUUACAGCUACCAAGAUCAUUCCAUUUAAGAUAAAGCUAUUUUAAUUUAGGGUACCCGAAGUAUUAUAUUUUCAGACAUAAGUGUGUUCUUAAGAGUUGAAUGCAAGAAAUGUGAAUUCCGAGGAACUAGGACAGUAUAUAUUUGACUUUCUGGUAAAGAUUUCACUGAAUAAAAUCAUUACUGCCCAACUGGAAAUUUCAAGUUUUUACAAUAUCCCAGGCUGCUUAAUAAAAAUUAAAUUGAGGGUUAUCAUGGUCUUAAUACUAUUCAAUGAAAAAUGAGUUUCAUAGCAAAACAUUAAUUGCCACAGUAAUCAAAUUAAUGAAAUUCUGUGUAUUUUCCCUGCAUCUUAUCUAUGUCAUUGUGUACGAUUCAUAGUGUUUAUAAAAUUCCAGAUUGAUCAAAUGACGUAAGUCAUUUGCUCAACUUUUGGAAAUGUUACAAAAGUGUGUUUGGGUGGAGAAACCUGCAUGAUUUAACUUGUUUUUGUUUUUCCCUUUUUGCAAAACUAAAUAAAGAGACAAGUUGUCAAAUAUGAACCACA